AUGCCCAACGGCACCCUCCACCACCUCCUCCACCUCUCCCCAUCCCCUCCCCCCUGGCCGAGGCGCCUCGCCAUCGCCCUCCAGCUCGCCGCCGCCCUCCGCCACCUCCACGGCUCACACCCUAGCAUCGUCCACCGCGACGUCAAAUCCGCCAACAUACUACUCGACGCCACGUGGAACGCCAGGCUGGCCGACUUCGGGCUCGCAGCGAGAUUGUGCGACGACGAUGACAUGGACACCAAGCUCCCCGCGGGGACCAUCGGGUACAUAGACCCUAGCUACACCGCUCCCGGAAUGCUCACCGCCAAAAUCGACGUCUUCAGCUACGGCGUCGUUUUGCUGGAGCUCGUCUCAGCGAGGAGGGUCAUUGACCUGACUCAAUCCCCGGCCUCCAUUGUGGAUUGGGCGCUCCCCCUGAUCCACCAGGCCGGGGAUUGGAGAUUUGUGAUAAGAGGAUUCGGUUAUCGAUGUACACGAGACGUGCGGUUACGAACCUCUUAG
Molecule: messenger RNA, 501 nt
Organism: Salvia splendens (bonfire salvia)
Lineage: Eukaryota; Viridiplantae; Streptophyta; Magnoliopsida; Lamiales; Lamiaceae
Product: serine/threonine-protein kinase-like protein At5g23170
Exons: 1
Coding region: 1-501 (166 amino acids)
Biological process (GO): protein phosphorylation
Molecular function (GO): ATP binding; protein kinase activity
Source: RefSeq, a predicted model, not a curated record